UGCGCUCCGAAUGAACGCGAUUUCUUGUUGUUUCCGGAGGCUCACUGUUGUGAGCUCCUCUUACCCUCUAAGGUCCCACGUUUGGAGACAAGGGAGGACAAUAGACUUCACGGAGGGAACUUCAGUUCCUACAUCGAAUCGAGAGUCAACCAUUUAACCCGAAUGGAGUGGCGGUACUUCAACUGAAAGGCAGCCAGAGGUUAAGAAAUCUACCCGUGGAGCACCGUGUUAGGGACCGAGCGUUGUCCGAGAUAUACCCAGACAUGGUUCACUGCCAGCCGAAUUCGCCAAGGACUCUAUUACCGCUUCUAUAAACUUUUUUUUUUUUUUUUAAUACCAGAACCGAGAAGGAGGCAUAGUUGAAAAAGAGCGCGUCUUCUCCUGUUUAUCCGGCAGAAAAGGGGGGAAAGGUAUUGGGAGUAUUAAUUAUGCCUGACCAAAUCACAGUAUCUGAGUUUGUGGUGGAGACCAAUGAGGACUACAAGUCACCCACCGCUUCCAACUUUACCACCAGGAUGCCCCACUGCAGGAACACCGUAGCUGCACUGGAGGAGGCCUUAGAUGUGGACCGCAGUGUUCUAUAUAAGAUGAAAAAAUCUGUCAAGGCCAUCUACACAUCUGGUUUGGCUCACGUUGAGAAUGAGGAGCAGUACACUCAGGCAUUGGAGAAGUUUGGAGAAAAUUGUGUGUACAGAGACGAUCCUGAUUUGGGAUCGGCGUUCCUCAAGUUCUCCGUCUUCACCAAGGAGCUCACUGCACUCUUCAAAAACCUAUUCCAGAACAUGAACAACAUCAUCACCUUUCCUCUGGACAGCCUACUGAAAGGAGACCUGAAAGGAGUCAAAGGGGAUCUGAAAAAACCUUUUGACAAAGCCUGGAAGGACUACGAAACUAAAGUCACCAAGAUAGAGAAGGAGAAGAAGGAGCAUGCAAAGCAGCACGGCAUGAUCAGGACCGAGAUUAGUGGGGCGGAAAUUGCAGAGGAGAUGGAGAAGGAGAGGAGAUUCUUUCAGCUGCAGAUGUGUGAGUAUCUGCUCAAAGUCAACGAGAUCAAAAUCAAGAAGGGAGUGGACCUGUUGCAGAACCUCAUCAAGUACUUCCAUGCACAGUGCAAUUUUUUUCAGGAUGGUCUCAAAGCUGUGGACAACUUGAAGCCUUCCAUUGAAAAACUGGCCACCGAUCUACACACAAUAAAACAAGUGCAAGAUGAGGAGCGCAAGCAGCUGACUCAGUUAAGGGAUGUUCUUAAGACGGCGCUACAAGUGGAGCAGAAGGAGGAAUCCCAGGUGCGGCAGAGCACCACCUACAGUUUACAUCAGCCGCAAGGCAACAAAGAGCACGGCACCGAGCGCAGCGGCUAUCUUUACAAGAGAAGUGAUGGUUUGAGGAAAGUAUGGCAGAAGAGGAAAUGCACAGCAAAGAACGGAUACCUCACCAUCCCGCACAGCACCGCGAACAGACCGCCGGCCAAACUCAAUCUGCUCACCUGUCAGGUGAAGCACAAUCCCGACGAGAAGAAGAGCUUUGACCUCAUAUCUCAUGACAGAACGUAUCACUUUCAGGCCGAAGAUGACCAGGACUGCCAAAUUUGGAUCUCAGUGCUCCAGAACAGCAAGGAGGAGGCGCUGAACCAGGCCUUCAAAGGCGACCAGCAUGUCGGCGAGAACAACAUCGUGCAGGAAUUGACCAAGGCCAUCCUGGCCGAAGUGAAGAGGAUGACGGGGAAUGACGUGUGCUGCGAUUGUGGAGCGCCCAACCCGACGUGGCUCUCCACCAACUUGGGCAUCCUCACGUGUAUUGAAUGUUCCGGCAUCCACCGGGAGCUGGGAGUCCAUUACUCCAGGAUCCAGUCACUCACUCUGGAUGUACUUAGCACCUCCGAGCUCUUGCUGGCCAAGAAUGUGGGGAAUGCAGGCUUCAAUGAAAUCAUGGAGGCAGGUUUAAGUGCUGAAAAAGCAGUGAAACCCAACCCCGCCAGUGACAUGCAGGCGAGGAAAGACUUCAUCGUCGCCAAGUACACCGAGAAGCGCUUCGCCAGGAAGAAAUGUCCCGACUCGGCUUCGCGGCUCCACACGCUGUGCGAUGCCGUCAAAGCUCGUGACAUUAUCUCCCUCAUUCAGGUCUACUCUGAGGGAGUGGACCUGAUGGAACCCAUACCGCUAGCCAAUGGACAUGAGCAAGGAGAGACCGCCCUCCAUCUGGCUGUCAGGCUGGUGGACAGGACCUCUCUUCACAUCAUCGACUUCCUCACCCAGAACAGUUUAAAUUUGGAUAAGCAGACGGCUAAAGGCAGCACGGCGCUGCACUACUGCUGUCUGACUGACAACAGUGAGUGUCUGAAGCUGCUGUUACGGGGGAAAGCCUCCAUAGACAUCGCUAACGAGGCUGGGGAGACGCCGCUGGACAUCGCUCGUAGGCUCAAACACCUCCAGUGUGAAGAGCUGUUGAACCAAGCGUUGGCAGGGAAAUUCAACGCGCACGUCCAUGUGGAGUAUGAAUGGUGCCUGCAGCAUGAAGACUUGGAUGAGAGUGAUGAGGAUCUCGAUGAGAAGCCCAGCCCCCACCGCAGAGAAGAGCGUCCGGUCAGCUGUUACACACCGAGCACCAACUCCCACUUGCAUGGCCGCGACACCAAGGACAAGCAGCGCUCCUAUCUGCCAAAUUUGGUCAACAACGAGACCUACGGCACCAUCGUCAACAACAACCCUCCGCAGCACGGACUGCCCGCCACCACCUCUGCCCCACCACUUCCGCCGAGGAACCUGGUCCAGUUGGCAGGCCUCGGCGGGACGAGUCAGCCCUCGUCGUCCAGCGGCUGGAAGCCCGCUUCCUUAGAACUGGUUGGUCGGCAAAGAUCAUCUUCGGAUCCCCCCAACAUGCACCCCCCUGCUCCGCCUAUUCGGCUUACCUCUACAGCCGGUUUGGGUCCUUCUCCUGCAGGAAAGAUCGACUCACUUAGUUCACAAUCCAAGUCGGGGCAAGGACCUGCUGGAUCGAGAAGCAGUCAACAAAAGUCACCGGCAGGGAAUGAUAAAAGUUUCAACCGAACACCACUAAAUCGGACAGCAUCUAUUGAGCGCCCAACUAAGGAAGUGCCAGGAUGCCCCCAGAGCUCCAUAGGUCACGCUCUGCCUUCAGCCCACCACUCUCGGAAGGCCUACACUAAGCACAGGCCGAAGCGAGUGAAGGCCAUGUACAACUGUAUGGCAGACAACCCAGAUGAACUAACCUUCUCGGAGGGCGAGGUCAUUGUGGUGGAUGGGGAGGAGGACCAGGAGUGGUGGCUGGGCCACAUUGAAGGAGAUCCGAUGAGACGAGGAGCCUUCCCGGUCACCUUUGUACACUUCAUUGUGGACUGAAAUGUCACUACGGGGGAGGUCAGCAACUGUGCAAAUUCAAAGUCCCGGCGUCCCCUCUCGGUGACCGUGAUGACAUUCAGUGGUGUUUUUGAACUGCCUGGUGUUUGUGACGAGAACACAACCGAAAUGAUUGUAGUGAAUGACAUCUCACGAUAAAUGCACUUUCCCUUGCCACGCCGUCACACAGGAUGAAGGUUGUGCACCACUCUCUUCCUCAUCCUCAUCACCCUCCAAGUGAAAUGAUCAGGCAGCAGGCCUUAACUGUGCACGAGUAAAUGAAAACACAUUUAUGGCGGAGGUUGACUUCACGAUGCCGCUUUAAGAACAAGCCAAAGGAUGGCAGGAGGCUUCCCAAUUGUCCCAUUUUGGGAGAGAAAAAAAAACGACCAAUCACGUUUCAUGUUAUACUCGCUCUGCCUUGUAAUGUAAGUGAGCAGCAUUACUCCUUCUUUUAGUGUGUGUGUGUGUGUGUGUGUGCGUGCGUGCGUGUGUCAUCUCUGCCUUAUUAAGCAGCAAGGAAAUGUCUCUGUGUCGUAAACUGACAGUGUAAAAAUAUCGCCAAAAAUAUCAUAACUGCCCCCUUUGGAGUUCAAGUGCAUUAUUAUUAUAUGGCGAUGACACAAGAACGUAAGUGUGCAUAUUUUUGACAAAAAUAACCCUUACUAUCACACUUUUGCUCAAUACACUGAUUUUAAAUGUAUAGUUUGCACAAUGAAACAUGACUCAUUUUCACACGUUUGAGAUUAUGCUAAACGUUGCCAGGAUCCUUUCAAAUGGUGCAAAACUGUCUUCACAAACAUCGAUAUACGACACAUUUUCAAAUUGCAAAAAAAGCCCCACAUAAAAUGUUGAAUAUUGGAAUAUAAAACACAACUCUUUCGUGCUUUGCCACUUUUUUUGUUGUGUAUCAUUUCCACAAUUAAGAGAUCCAUUCAACUUCAAAUUUACCCAGACUAUGAAUACCGGUACUUUUGAAUGUACCUGUGUGCGUGCGUGCUCAUUCUAUGUCUGUGUGACGAGCGUUUGACAUUCUGCCUCUCUUGUCUAGACAUUUCUCUUGUGUGUUGACAUUUCCAUUGGUCCACACAAGAAAAAUGCCCGGAUAAGCUUCAUUGACUCCAUUAGACAACUAACGUCCACCUUCCUGCAUUUGUACAGAAAGUGCGUUGUUUUUCAUAUUAACACAAGCAUUCAAUGUAAUUAAUUUCGAGUUGUGUUGCGGAGCAACUGUGUGGACGCAAAAAUCAUAAUGAAUGUUCCUUUUGAAGCUGACACCAUCAGAGCCUUGGUGAGUGACAAAAAUUGCAGCUAAUAUUCAUCGUGUUUUUAUUAUUAUUAUUAUUAACUCACUGGAAACAGGAUCUAAUCUAUACAUGUGUAAAUAGAUGUGUAUCUUAUUUAAAUGUAGAGAGUCUGGAGGGGACACUGACAGCUGGAAUUUAGUGUGAGUGUAGAAAAAAAAUCAUCAGUUGUCGUCUUUGGAUGUACAUAAAUGGGGAAUGAAACUGGAAUAAAAUGACAUAAAGCGUG
Hippocampus comes (tiger tail seahorse) is the source of this 4889-nucleotide messenger RNA. It is a transcript of the gene asap2a, whose product is annotated as ArfGAP with SH3 domain, ankyrin repeat and PH domain 2a. Lineage: Eukaryota; Metazoa; Chordata; Actinopteri; Syngnathiformes; Syngnathidae. Bases 429 to 3359 code for a protein of 976 amino acids. Gene Ontology annotation, cellular component: cytoplasm. Gene Ontology annotation, biological process: positive regulation of GTPase activity. The transcript has 28 exons. The record is from RefSeq and is a predicted model, not a curated record. Gene Ontology annotation, molecular function: GTPase activator activity; protein binding.